This is a messenger RNA of Salarias fasciatus (jewelled blenny), 1185 nucleotides long. RefSeq names its product natterin-3-like. The record is from RefSeq and is a predicted model, not a curated record. The transcript is spliced from 2 exons. Bases 1 to 1185 code for a protein of 394 amino acids. NCBI's taxonomy places the organism in Eukaryota, Metazoa, Chordata, Actinopteri, Blenniiformes, Blenniidae.
AUGGGGUGGAUUGUUGCUGUUGUGAUCGCCGUGCUGCAGCUCAGCAGACCGUCGCUGCAGGAGGAUCCUCUGUGGGCCGAACUGGAAAAGGCCAGCAAGCUACAGCUAAACCCCUUACUUGAAAAUGUCGUCCCCUCCAGAGAAAACACCAACGCUCCAGAGCUUGGAGUGAUUCCUGAAAUGGAGACGACCUCCCACUCCUUCCCCAUGUAUGAUGAGCAUGUGAACCUCAAGUGGGUGGAGUGGAACGGUUCGCUUCCCAAUGGUGUCGUUGCCAUCUUCAACGGCUACACUGAACGCACAGACUACGUGUGCAAGGUGAACUGUGAGGCCGGCUUCUACACGCCAAGCAAAGGGAGCUUCUGUCAGUACCCCUACGCUGAUAAGGAGUACGCUUCUUCCAAGUUUGACCUGCUGGUCAACGUGGACCAUUUCGAGUUCCUGCAGUGGGUGGAAGAUUCAUAUGGAUCUGUCCCUCAGUACGCCAUCAAAACUUGUCCCAACUCAGACAUCUACGUAGGUAAGAACAAGUAUGGUUUAGGUAAAGUGGCGAGCCAACACGAGGCCUUCUUUCUCCCAUGGGAGGGUGAUGAGUACUGGUACAAAAGCUAUCAGGUUCUGGCCAUCAACGGGGACAGCUACACUCAGCACAUUUCUCACGUGGAGUACGCCAUUGACCAGAUGGAGCUGUUCCACUAUCCUCCAGAGGCCCUGAAGCUCGCCAAGGUCACCAACCUAGAAUGCAGAGACGUGACCAAGAUGGUGACGCUGGAGAAGACCAGCACCAUGGAGAAGUUCUGGGACAUCGGCAGGGAGACCCGCAAUGGCUCUGUGUCCACCAUGAAGGCCAAAGUGCCCAUCCUCGGUCCAGGGACGGUGGACUUCACCAAGGAGCAGACAGUCACCUUCUCAGAGGGGACCACGAUGGUGGAAUCCAUCAGUCACUCGGUCUCCGUCGAGCUGGUGGUCCCACCCAACCACUCCUGCUCGGUGAGAAUGGACGGCAGGAAGAUGAAAGCCGACAUCCCUUUUACAGGCAGACUGAGCAGGACCAAUCACAACGGAGACACUCACUGGACUCACCUGACGGGCACCUACGAUGGCGUCAGUGUGGGGGAGAUCAACGCUGUGGUGGAGAGGUGUCAGCCAGUGACCGAUGCUGUUCCCUGCUCCACCCUGGAGUGA